AUGCAUCGUCCAGUGGUCACCCGUAUAGCUCAGCAUGGAGGUGCAGCGCUUGCUGAGCUCCCUCCACCUUACCUUGCCCCCUCCCUCCAUUUCUCGAGGAGUCGGGCUCCCGUGCAAACCUCCAGCUUCUCUACGACCGCCGCUGUCGCUGCUCGUCGUGGACGGGACAUGAACAGGACCCGCGGUGUGUCCGCAAUUCACCGCACUGGGCCGCGCUUCAACCUGAGUGCCUCCAAAUAUCCUCUGCCCAAGCCUGUCUCGCGGGACCAGAUGAAAGCCCGCCCUUCCACCCCGAACCAUGGCCUCUGGGGGUUCUUCCCUCCCACGCAUGAGGCACUGAGCACCACCGAGUACGAUGCUGCCUUUGGGCGACCAUGGUCGGUCCAAGAGCUGCGCAACAAAAGCUGGGAGGAUCUUCACAAGUUGUGGUGGGUUUGCGUGAAGGAACGCAAUCGCAUUGCCACCUCAAAUCUGGAGCGAUCACGGUUGAAGGCUGGAUUCGGUGACCACGAAGCCAAUCAGCGUGACGACGCGAUCGUCGUUACUCAAAAGACCAUCAAGCACGUUCUCCGCGAGCGCUUCUAUGCCUGGGAGGAUGCCAACCGUCUUUACGCAAAAGGAUAUCGCCCUCAAGACCAGGACACGAUGGAAGAGACUCCUCUGGAAGAGCUGGCACCUGCGGAAGACCCUUUCAAAGAAGGUGCUGUGAAGGAGACCAAGCUGUGA
This is a messenger RNA of Penicillium oxalicum, 726 nucleotides long. It is a transcript of the gene mrpl4, whose product is annotated as mitochondrial 54S ribosomal protein uL29m. Gene Ontology annotation, biological process: mitochondrial translation. Gene Ontology annotation, cellular component: mitochondrial ribosome; mitochondrial large ribosomal subunit. The transcript is spliced from 3 exons. NCBI's taxonomy places the organism in Eukaryota, Fungi, Ascomycota, Eurotiomycetes, Eurotiales, Aspergillaceae. Gene Ontology annotation, molecular function: structural constituent of ribosome. The record is from RefSeq and is a predicted model, not a curated record. The coding region runs from base 1 to 726 and encodes 241 amino acids.